AUGUUGAUACAUAUUAGAGGGGCACAAGAUGUUAAGAGUGAUGGUAAUUGUGGUUUUAGAGCCAUUGGAUCAUUGAUGGGAUUCGGUGACAAUGCUUGGCACAAAGACUUCCCACUUCAAGAUAGGUGGAUGACUAUAUCAGAUAUGGGACACCUCAUUGCAUCUUGUUAUAAUGUAAUCCUCAUGACUUGGUCAGUGCAUCAGUCACUUAAAUUUUUUCCAUAUGAGACUGCUCCAUUGGAUUCUAUCUAUCGCCAUGAGAUUUCGAUUAGAUUUGUUAACCACAACCACUGGAUUAAGGUUUAUUUGGAAGGUCAACACCCUAUGCCACCAAUUGAUAUGAGUGUUGGUUGA
This is a messenger RNA of Prunus armeniaca (apricot), 354 nucleotides long. Lineage: Eukaryota; Viridiplantae; Streptophyta; Magnoliopsida; Rosales; Rosaceae. The record is from the annotation of a GenBank genome assembly.